Messenger RNA from Helianthus annuus (common sunflower), 2606 nucleotides. Its product is annotated as protein NPGR2. NCBI's taxonomy places the organism in Eukaryota, Viridiplantae, Streptophyta, Magnoliopsida, Asterales, Asteraceae. Bases 279 to 2396 code for a protein of 705 amino acids. Gene Ontology annotation, molecular function: protein binding. The record is from RefSeq and is a predicted model, not a curated record. The transcript is spliced from 6 exons.
UUCACAUGGGAAAACAAAAUUCCAAACCCCUCAUAUGGACUUCAAAGUUCAAUCUUUAACUUCAGAUUCAUCAUCCCAUAUGCAAUUAGGUACACAAUUUGAUUCUGUUAUUGAUAAAGAUUGCAAAAGCUCCAUACUUUACUUGAUUCUUUGUCGAUGAAACACUUUUGACUAAAAUAGGAAGUGGGUUCAGAUGUGUUUCCCCAAUUUAAUUCGCCAUAAAGAAAGAUUAAGAUUGUGAGGCGUAAAAUUGUACUUGUAAGGCGAGAAGUUAGUAGAUGAAGCUGGAAAACGAGAUGAUCCGUUCAUCAGAAUCACUUGCAGUGAAUGAUUAUUCUUCUGAUGCUAACGAUUAUUCUUCUCAAGCAACGGGUGAAAACGAUAAGAAGAUAGAUACGGGUAACAUUGAAGAAGCGGAAUCAUCUCUUCGUGAAAACGGUUCUUUAAACUAUGAGGAAGCAAGAGCAUUGUUAGGGAGAUACGAAUAUCAAAAGGGGAACAUAGAAGCCGCUCUUCACGUGUUUGAAGGGAUAGAUUUGGCGACUGUAAUUCCAAAGAUGAAAACUAGUUUAACCCAAAGAACCGAACCCCGUAAAAAAGUUUCCCAUAAUUACGGUGAUCCGCCAUUGUCGACACAUGCGGUUGGAUUACUCCUCGAAGCAAUUUAUUUGAAGUCAAAAUCAUUGCAAAUGCUUCAGAGGUAUAAAGAAGCUGCUCAAUCAUGCAAAGUCAUUCUCGACAUUAUCGAAUCGUCGUUACCCGAAGGCUUACCCGAAAACUUUGGUACUGAUUGUAAGUUGCAAGAAACGUUAAACCACGCAAUCGAGUUACUUCCCGAGUUAUGGAAACUCGCGGGUUCACCCCAAGAAGCGGUUUUGUCGUUCAGACGAGCCUUACUUCAUCACCAAACCCUAAACGCAGAGACAACCGCAAAAAUUCAAAAAGAUUUCGCCUAUUUUCUUCUUUAUAACGGAGGUGAAGAAGCCGUCCCCCCUAAUUUACGAUCCCAAAUGGACACUUCGUUCGUACCCAAAAAUAACAUCGAAGAAGCUAUUUUACUUCUAAUGAUUUUAUUAAGAAAAGUUUCGUUACAAAUGAUCAAGUGGGACCCGUUGAUUUUAGAUCAUCUUUCUUAUGCAUUAUCCAUUUCUAAUGGACUCGGAGCUUUGUGUGCACAGUUAGAAGAGUUACCUCCGGGUAUUAUCGACAGUAACGAACGGUAUAUUCUUUUAGCCCUAUGUUAUCAUGGGCAAGGUGAUGAUAUAUCGGCUUUACAUUUACUUAAAAAUAUAUACAAACACGAUGAUCCACAGUGUGGGCCCGCAUUACUGCUGGCAUCUAAAAUUUGCGGCGAAAAUUUAAGUUAUUUUGAAGAGGGUGCAAGUAGCGCUAAACGGGCCAUUCGGGCAUUGGAAGAUAAUUGUGACGAGAUGGUCGGAAUCGCUUAUUAUUUAUUAGGAAUUUCAAUUUCGGGCCAUUGUAGAUCGGCAAUUAGUGAUCUUGAACGAGUCGAGAAACAAGCGGAGGUGAUUCAGUGUUUAGAAACUGGUGGGAAAUUUACGGGAAUGAAUGAUUCGAGAAUCGUAUACAAUUUGAGUUUGGAAAAUGCCGAACAGAGGAAAUUGGACGUUGCGCUUAGUUAUGCGAAACGUUUGGUUAAAUUGGAAGGCGGGUCGAGUGUUAAAGGGUGGAUUUUAUUGGCUAGAAUAUUAUCGGGCCAGAAACGGUUUUCGGAGGGCGAAACGGUAAUUAACGCUGCUUUGGAACAAACCGGGAAAUGGGAUCAGGGAGAAUUGUUGAGAACUAAAGCUCGGCUUCAAGUUGCACAGGGUGAAAUAAAGAAUGCGAUUCAGACGUAUACGCAGAUUCUUGCGGUUCUUCAAGUUCAGGGUAAAAGUUUCCGAUCUCAGAAAAAGAAUCACGAGAUUGGUGGAAAACAACUUAAAAGUUUAGAGAUGGAAACAUGGCAUGAUCUGGCUAUGGUUUAUAUGAAAUUAUCACAAUGGGGUGAUGCCGAGGCGUGUCUUUUGAAAUCGGAGAGUAUCGAUUACUACUCGGCUUCUCGAUUGCAUAUCACCGGUUUACUCUACGAAGCAAAGGGCCUCGAUAAAGAAGCUCAAAAGGCUUAUGAGCUUGCACUAGACAUGGAUCCGGGUCAUGUGGCGAGUUUAGUUUCAUUGGCUGUGAUCAUCCGACGGGCUGGAGUCAAGCCUGCAGCAGCAGCCAAAAGCUUCUUAACAGAAGCGUUACGGCUAGACAGGCUUAACUCUUUGGCUUGGUACAAUCUGGGCUUAUUUUACAAAGAAGAUGGCCCGAUGUUCAUGCGGGAAGCUGCCAAUUGUUUUGAGGCUGCUAGCAUACUUGAGGAAACCGAGCCAAUCGAGCCAUUUAGAUAAUACCAUUUUAUUGUUGAUAUGAGGUUUUUUCAUUAUAUUUUAUUGUUUUGAGGAGAUGUAUGUACAAUAUACUUGAUGAGAAUGUGGUGUUGAGUUGUUGAGAUUGAUUGUUAUGUUAACCUACACUGGGGUCAAUACCCCUUGAACAAAACCUUGGGUGGUGCAGUGAUAAGCGUCCGAGUUCCCUAACAGAGGUUUCGGGUUUGAAUC